Molecule: messenger RNA, 2112 nt
Organism: Oryza brachyantha (malo sina)
Lineage: Eukaryota; Viridiplantae; Streptophyta; Magnoliopsida; Poales; Poaceae
Product: probable 4-coumarate--CoA ligase 2
Exons: 6
Coding region: 155-1879 (574 amino acids)
Molecular function (GO): 4-coumarate-CoA ligase activity
Source: RefSeq, a predicted model, not a curated record
CUCCUCCCUCUCGGCGUACCUCGCCGGAGCAAUCGCCAGUGCCCUUCGUUUCUUUAGGAAGUAGGCAUUGCGAAAGUGCACUGGCUGUUGGUGAGCCGUUCCAGGAGGAGGGUAGAUUACAUAUAUUUCUCUGUUUCUUGGAACAGAGGAGACCAUGAUCACGGUGGCGGCACUGGAGGCGCAGCCGCAGGCGGCGGCCGUGGCAGCGGAGGCCGUGGAGGAGGCGCCGGAGGUGACGAUCUUCCGGUCCAAGCUGCCGGACAUCGACAUCCCCAACCACCUGCCCCUGCACGAGUACUGCUUCGCCAGGGCCGCCGAGCUCCCCGACGCGCCAUGCCUCAUCGCGGCGGCCACGGGGAGGACGUACACGUUCGCGGAGACGCACCUGCUGUGCCGCAAGGCCGCCGCCGCGCUGCACCGCCUCGGCGUGGGCCACGGCGACCGCGUCAUGGUGCUGCUCCAGAACUGCGUGGAGUUCGCCGUGGCGUUCUUCGCCGCGUCGUUCCUCGGCGCGGUCACCACCGCCGCCAACCCGUUCUGCAGGCCGCAGGAGAUCCACAAGCAGUUCAAGGCCUCCGGCGCCAAGGCCAUCCUCACGCAGUCCGUCUACGUGGAGAAGCUCCGGCACGAGGCCUUCCCAAGGAUCGACGCCGCCAGCGGCGACGACACGCUCACCGUGAUCACCAUCGACGAUAACGAGGAACACCACACCCCGGAAGGCUGCCUGCCGUUCUGGGGCCUGAUCGCGCAAGCUGACGGGGACUCCAUCCCGGAGGUGUCCAUCUCGCCCGACGACCCCGUGGCGCUGCCGUUCUCGUCGGGCACGACGGGCCUGCCCAAGGGGGUGGUGCUGACGCACAGGAGCCUCGUGUCGAGCGUGGCGCAGCAGGUGGACGGCGAGAACCCGAACCUGCACAUGGGGGAGGGCGACGUGGCGCUGUGCGUGCUGCCGCUGUUCCACAUCUUCUCGCUCAACUCCGUGCUGCUGUGCGCGGUGCGCACCGGCGCGGCGGUGAUGCUGAUGCCCAGGUUCGAGAUGGGCGCGAUGCUGGAGGGCAUCGAGCGGUGGCGCGUGACCGUCGCGGCCGUCGUGCCGCCGCUGGUGCUCGCGCUCGCCAAGAACCCGGUCGUGGAGCGCCACGACCUCAGCUCCAUCCGCAUCGUGCUCUCCGGCGCCGCGCCGCUCGGCAAGGACCUCGAGGACGCCCUCCGCGCCCGCGUGCCCCAAGCAAUCUUCGGACAGGGAUACGGGAUGACGGAGGCGGGGCCGGUGCUGUCGAUGUGCCCGGCGUUCGCCAGGGAGCCGACGCCGGCGAAGACCGGGUCGUGCGGGACGGUGGUGCGCAACGCGGAGCUCAAGGUGGUCGACCCCGACACGGGCUUCUCCCUCGGCCGCAACCUCCCCGGCGAGAUCUGCAUCCGCGGCCCGCAGAUCAUGAAAGGUUACCUGAACGAUCCCGACGCGACCGCCGCGACGAUCGACGUCGAAGGAUGGCUGCACACCGGCGACAUCGGCUACGUCGAUGACGACGACGAGGUCUUCAUCGUCGACCGUGUCAAGGAGCUCAUCAAAUUCAAGGGGUUCCAGGUUCCGCCGGCCGAGCUGGAGUCGCUGCUGAUCGCUCACCCAUCCAUCGCCGACGCCGCCGUCGUCCCGCAAAAGGACGACGUCGCCGGCGAGGUCCCCGUCGCCUUCGUGGUCCGCGCCGCCGACUCCGACAUCACCGAGGAGUCCAUCAAGGAAUUCAUAUCCAAGCAGGUGGUGUUCUACAAGAGGCUACACAAGGUGCACUUCACCCAUGCGAUCCCCAAGUCGGUGUCCGGCAAGAUACUGAGGAAAGAACUGAGAGCCAAGCUCGCGGGCGUACUGAACUGCUGAGAUGAUUGAGAAUGGUGGCUAUAUAUGCGUUCUGCUCGACCUUUAAAAAAUGUUGGCUUUUGCUAGCCAAAGUAUACUGAUGAAAAACCUGGAAGCUUUUCGGUGCAUUUGAUCAAUGUACAAUAUAGUUUUUUACGUGUUAUUGCUCCCAGUUAAGGUAAUAUCAUGUAUUGGGUUCAUGUCUUCAUGAUUACAUUUAUCAAUGUUGGUUCAUCAUGAUCUCAUCAUCUGUC